AUGGCAGCGCCGCUUGUUGCUGCGAAGCAGCGCAUUCGAGUCAUGAUGAAGCAGAAGCUUGCCACGCUUUCAUCUGACUCCAUCGCAACACAGAGCCGCGUGCUGUUUGAGUCACUCCAGUCGUUCCAGCCCUACAAGGAGGCGAAACGCAUCAGCGUUUACCUCUCCAUGCCCGGUGGCGAGAUUCAGACAGAUGCCAUCGUCCGCCAUGCACUGCAGAAUGGCAAGCAAGUCUUCGUUCCUUACCUGCAUAAGGCGCAACCGGACCCUCAGAACCCUCACUUACCGGCGCGCGUCAUGGACAUGGUCCAGCUCUCGGGACUAGCCGAUUAUGAAUCUCUUAAACCGGAUAAAUGGGGCAUACCGAGCAUAGACCCCGCUACCGUGAACGAGAGGAACCGCAUUCUCGGCUCCGGGACUGAGGAAGCGCGGCCAGGCUUGCUGGGCUUAGAUCUCAUUUUCAUGCCAGGUGGGUUUUAUGACUUCUUCAUCUCUCGGUAUUCUCACAUGUAUCCCGCGAGGGACGAGUUUGGACGGCCUUCCGUAUUGUUGUAUGGGUUGGCCCUCAAGGAACAGUUUCUCAUGCACCCAGAGGAGGAGGGCAUCCCUGUUGGCCCUCUGGACGAGCCUCCGCACGGAAUCGCUGAUACUGAAUCAUGUCUCCUCUACUCCACUCUAAUUUCGAAUGCCGUCACCACCUAG
Molecule: messenger RNA, 702 nt
Organism: Parascedosporium putredinis
Lineage: Eukaryota; Fungi; Ascomycota; Sordariomycetes; Microascales; Microascaceae
Source: the annotation of a GenBank genome assembly